UUUCGGUUGUUACACUGCAAAACGUGUGUUCUGUCUGCAGAUUUAACCGGUGAUUUACGCUUUUGUAACUUUUUAUAGUGAGUUUUCUGACUGAUGUACGUGACCAGUGUGGAGUUGUGGAUUAAGAAUGUCUGAAUAUAAAGUGAACAUAAAGUGGGGUAAGGAGAAGUACACUUCCAUUGAGUGUAAUGUGUCCGAGUCUCCAGAUCUCUUCAAGGCUCAGAUCUUUGCCUUGACAGGAGUGCAGCCAGACAGACAGAAGGUCAUGCUUAAAGGAGCAACCCUCAAAGAGGCAUGGACAGGAUUCAAGCUCAAAGACGGAGUCACAUUCCUCAUAAUGGGAUCAGCGGAUGCUCUUCCUGAAGCACCAGUCCAGAAGACUCUGUUCAUGGAAGACAUGACGGAUGAGCAACUAGCGAGCGCGUUUGAGAUGGCGGCUGGACUGAAGAAUCUUGGCAAUUCGUGUUACCUCAACGCCACAGUCCAAUGUCUGCAUAGUGUACCAGAGCUCAGAGACGUGCUGAAAAAGUUCGAUGGUAAGAUCAACCCAGGCAUGGCAGCCAUCCAGCCAGCUGAGUCCAUAACGGCCGCUAUGAGGAAUCUAUUUGAUAACAUGGACAAGGCAGCGGAUGGAGUUCUCCCCAUCUAUCUUCUACAGCUCCUGCAUAUCGCCUUCCCUCAGUUUGCAGAGAAAGCGGAGAAUGGCGCCCCACAACAACAGGAUGCCAAUGAAUGUUGGGUGCAGUUGAUGAGAUUACUGCAGCAAAAACUAACCUUGGCGUCACCUUCAGGAGAAGUCCAAGCAGUGGAGGCUGCGUCAGCAACAACAAAAAAAAGCUUCAUCGACCAGUACUUUGGGGUCACCUUCGAAAGCACUCUCAAGUGUGUGGAGGCAGAAGACGAACCGGUCACAAAAUCUACAGAGCUCGUUCUACAGCUCAGUUGUUUCAUCACUCAGGAAGUAAAGUACAUUCACACAGGACUGAAAAAUAGACUCAUGGAAAAUAUUGAAAAGACUUCACCAACCCUAAAGAGAGACGCCCAGUACAUUAAAGAGUCGCAUAUCAGUCGUCUUCCAGCUUACCUUACUAUACAGAUGGUUCGAUUCUACUAUAAAGAAAAGGAAGCUAUCAGUGCCAAGAUAUUGAAGGAUGUGAAGUUCCCAAUGGUCCUAGAUGUAUUUGACCUUUGUACCCCUGAGCUGAAGGAGAAGCUGCUUCCGAUCCGAGGCAAGUUUAAGGAGAUGGAAGACAGGAAACUGGAGGAAGCGGCUAAGUUGAAGCAAGCAGGAAACAAAGUACCGCCAAGUGAAAAGACAGAAUCUGCAAAACUGUUGCCGUACGAUUUCCCAGACGAUGUGGGAAGCAACAACAGUGGAUAUUACCAGCUCCAGGCAGUCUUGACCCAUCAAGGGAGAUCCAGUUCCUCUGGUCAUUAUGUAGGCUGGGUCAAAAGGAAAGAAGACGAGUGGAUCAAAUUUGAUGACGACAUCGUCUCGCUCAUUUCGUCGGAGGACAUCUUGAAGCUGUCUGGUGGUGGGGAUUGGCACUGUGCCUAUGUCUUACUCUACGGCCCCCGAAGAUUGGAAGAGCCCCCGAAAGUUGAAGAGCCAAUGCAGGAGAACUAACCUCAUGAAUAUUCAAAGGGGGAGGUCAGCAGAAUCCAUUCCAGAUGUGUCCGACUUGACGGCUUUUGGGAGCGGCUAUGGAUGGAUCGCUUAAUACCCAUUUCAGACAGGCGCUACAGAGUCGCUCCAAACUAAAUUCUGAGCUAAGUACAUGAAUUGUUUGACAUCUGAGACAGUUAGGAGUGACUGGACGCGCUAGAAGUCUAAAGAUCGACUUUUUCAGUCGUUUGGAACAACUCUGGAGCGCCUUGGUUUCAGACAUUGGUCUUGUCAUGAGCAUAAUGUAAGUGUUAGGUUAAGUUUGCCUGUCUACAGCUGUCUGAAACCAAAAUUUAUGUGGGUCGACCUAGAGUCACUCCUAAUCUUUCUGGUUCGGCACGACACUGGCACGCCUGUCUUAAGUGGGUGUUAAAGGCCUAUUCAUUUACAUUGUUGCUGAAUCCAAUCGCUGUAGCCAUAGCCGUUUCAUUUGGCCAUUGACUGGACAAUCAUGGAAGCUUAGACUGCCCCUAGUAAAACCUAGCCACAGCCAUUUAUUUUGAGCGCAUUCAGUUGACCUGUGGUUGACCUCCGACUUGUUCACUACCUACCUUAAUGAGACCGAGGAACAAAAUAGAAAAGGGAAGAAAAACCAGGCUGAAUGAGAAAGGGUGUGACUGCCCUAUGUUCCAACACCCUUGCAGGUAUAUUCUGACAACCCAAUGAUCCUUUAACGCAUUGUCAUCUGUACUUUAGGGUAAGGGUUAGGAUUAGGAAAGGGUGUCUGAACAUACAGUGUAGGUGUGUAUGGGAGCGUCUCAAAACUCGGCAAGCCUGAUGCUUCACAGAGAGGCAACAAAGGCGAUUGCCUCCAUGCCCCAUAAAUUAUGUGGAGAUAAGCCUAUUAUACUGCUGACAACGCUAUUUGUAUAUCUCCCAUGACCUUUACUAGGUCACGGGGAUAGACAAAUUGCGUUGUCAGCAGUAACAGACAUGCGUAGCUGCAAUUUGGAAUAGGCUUAUAGCUUGGGAACUAAUAAUUAUGCUGUCAUUGCAUGCUGUUUAACUCUGCUCGUGUUACGACUGCUAAUGUCUGCAGUUCAUCACUCCACAUUCUCUCUGUGUGUAUUUAAAAACUCUCAAUGACAAGGGCGCAAUUUCAUAGAGCUGCAGUACAAAAAUUACAUAAGCACAACCAAACUAUUUUAUUACUAGAAUAGGGUUACCAACAAACUACAAUGUCAAAUGUACAACUUAUGUUUGCUUAUGCUUAGCAGAAUUUGGUUUAAAGCAAUGUUUCCUGUUGAGGCAUCCCUAUGAAUUUGGGCCCUGAAAUUUAUCAUUGAAUAGCCCUCUACUUAUAAAGUGAUGUGAUGAGCAACCAGUAUAGUUCAAUGUCUUGCUCAAUGCUCAUGGACAUGCCAAGUGUCAUGGCCGGGAUUCGAACGUACACCCUGAUGACUCCGCACCAGAACUUGAGUCCGAAUCACUUAACCACUCAGCAGUAUGGUCAGUAUGCUCUGAGCUUAUUUUGUUCUGAGAGAUCUUUUGCUUCAAACAUUUGAGGUCGGGUCAAGUGAACUUAUUUAGAAAAUGAGGAACUCGCAGGCAGUGGACACUUGGUAAUUACUCAAAACAAUUAUUAGCAUAAAACCUUACUUGGUAAUGAGUAAUGGGGAGC
Molecule: messenger RNA, 3287 nt
Organism: Asterias rubens (European starfish)
Lineage: Eukaryota; Metazoa; Echinodermata; Asteroidea; Forcipulatida; Asteriidae
Product: ubiquitin carboxyl-terminal hydrolase 14-like
Exons: 13
Coding region: 128-1627 (499 amino acids)
Biological process (GO): proteasome-mediated ubiquitin-dependent protein catabolic process; regulation of proteasomal protein catabolic process; protein deubiquitination
Molecular function (GO): protein binding; cysteine-type deubiquitinase activity; proteasome binding
Source: RefSeq, a predicted model, not a curated record